Messenger RNA from Lodderomyces margitis, 558 nucleotides. RefSeq lists its product as uncharacterized. The transcript has a single exon. The record is from RefSeq and is a predicted model, not a curated record. NCBI's taxonomy places the organism in Eukaryota, Fungi, Ascomycota, Pichiomycetes, Serinales, Debaryomycetaceae. Bases 1 to 558 code for a protein of 185 amino acids. Gene Ontology annotation, biological process: mitochondrial electron transport, NADH to ubiquinone.
AUGUUGGGCGAAUUUUUCAUAGGCAGACAUAAAUGGGAAAACAAAGAAGAAACUCCAUUGCCAAACACCAUACCAGAAGUCGAUGAAGUAGGUGCAACUUCAGCACCGUUAUUAUCAGCAUCAUACUACAUCGGAGACAGAUGUAAGCCAUAUAACGAAGAUUUUAUGUUGUGCAAAGACGAACACAACGGAGGAACUAUAGACUGUUUAAAAGAAGGAAGACGUGUGACUAGAUGUGCUAUAUCGGUAUUGAAAGAUUUAAAUAAAUAUUGUUUUGAUGAGUUCAAAUUACAUUAUGAAUGUUUGGAGCAGAAUAAUCAAUAUUUUAGUCGUUGUCGUGCUAGUGAAGGGGUGUUGAGUAAAUGUGUUUUUGAUAAUUUGAAAUUGGUCAAGAAGAUCCCCGGUGUUGACGAACAAGUCCAUGAUAAAAAGCGUCCAAUUUAUGGAGCUGAUUCGAAGGAUGUCAGACAAACUAAGGAGUUUUUGCAAAAGAAUGAAGUUGCUGGUGGCGGUGAUGCUUCAGCUGCCGCCCCAGCUGCCGCUCCUAGUAGUAGUUAG